Molecule: messenger RNA, 555 nt
Organism: Cordyceps fumosorosea ARSEF 2679
Lineage: Eukaryota; Fungi; Ascomycota; Sordariomycetes; Hypocreales; Cordycipitaceae
Exons: 1
Coding region: 1-555 (184 amino acids)
Source: RefSeq, a predicted model, not a curated record
AUGAUACUCAGUAUUAUGGGUUUGUUUGGCGUCACGCUUCCUGUGGGCGACUUCAGAGCAGAGGAUCGCGUCAAGGCAACACUCAGGCUGCUCCAGGAACUCACGAACCGCAAUGGACAAGCUGCAAACUGGCUGUAUAUCGCGCCUGAGCUGCCUCCGUCGCCACAUCUCUCGACGCUGCUCGUUAUGCCCGAAACAUCAGAGAGCGGGAGGGCAUACGUGAUGACACCUGACGGAAGAAAGGCUACCCCUGAGCUCAUCCGUGAAAGAUGGGACAGCAGGGGUGCACCGUUUGGCAAGGUCAACGACAGGGGAUAUUUCAUAUUUUCUGCGCGAGCAGCGAAGGUCGUUGAACUUGCGGAUUUGCAUUGGAAUGGAACCAGAUCCCAGCUCGCUUCAAGCGGCUUCAACAAACCAGCAAAACAGCGUGUAGUCGCAGAGACAAAUGGGUCGUCAAUAUUGGGCGCCACCAAGAGCUCAUUGAAGAUCCAGUCACUGGGCAGUCGAAGGGCACAAAGCGUGGAGAUCCUCCGCCAGUUGGCUUUACAGAGUUAG